Macrosiphum euphorbiae (potato aphid) is the source of this 384-nucleotide messenger RNA. The record is from the annotation of a GenBank genome assembly. NCBI's taxonomy places the organism in Eukaryota, Metazoa, Arthropoda, Insecta, Hemiptera, Aphididae.
AUGAGUGGUACAAACAACUACCUAUUCUACCCGGAAACCUGGAUAAAGGGUCGAUUUUGGGGGCCUCCGAUUUCAAAGGGUGAAGGGGCUACCCCGGAAAACUCGAGGAUAGGGGAAGAGCGACGGCGGAGGCCGCGGACCGGAAACAACGAUGGCCGCAGCAUACGUUGGUCAAGGGUACCCGGAACGGGGCCCAAGAACAGAGACCACGAGGACGGCGGACAGCAAAGGUUCCCCCCAAGGGACGCGGCUGGCCGGCAGUCCACGGCCACCGUUACGGGACGGCACGACUCAGGGCCCGGGCUAGACGAGUUCCCAGUACCGGACCGAGUUAGAAAAUUAAGAAAAAAUCGGUGUACUUACCACGGCACAGCAGAGCAUUGA